This is a messenger RNA of Cercopithifilaria johnstoni, 942 nucleotides long. The record is from the annotation of a GenBank genome assembly. Lineage: Eukaryota; Metazoa; Nematoda; Chromadorea; Rhabditida; Onchocercidae.
AUGAAUAACGAUUUCGAAAAAAGUAAAUUUUCUGCUGGUCGAAUGAGUCGACGUUUUACACUUAAUCCGUUAAUUUUUGCUAAAGAGGAACGUAAUUUAAGGCGACAAUCAUUAGCGCAACUCAAAUUAUCAUACUAUCCGAAAAAUGCUCAUCCUGAUACUUAUGAUAGCAGCGUUGGAUUUUGUGGAUGGUUUGUUAUUAUAAUUAGUUGGAUUAUAUUCUUUUCUACAUUUCCUAUAUCUAUGUGUUUUUGUCUUAAGGUAGUGCAAGAAUAUGAAAGAGCUGUAAUAUUUCGAUUGGGUAGGUUAAUUGGAGGUGGUGCAAAAGGUCCAGGGAUGUUUUUUAUAUUACCAUGUGUGGAAUCAUACACUAAAGUGGAUUUACGCACAGUAUCAUUCAAUGUACCACCGCAAGAAAUUCUGACGAAGGAUUCCGUAACGGUGAGCGUAGAUGCUGUGGUAUACUAUCGAAUAUGUAAUGCUACUAUAUCAGUGGCAAAUGUGGAAAAUGUUCAUUAUUCCACCAGAUUACUGGCACAAACAACAUUGCGCAAUAUGUUUGGUACCAAAAGUUUAUCAGAAAUUUUAUCCGAUCGUGAUGCGAUCGCAUUAUCUAUGCAGGUAAUUCUGGACGAUGUUACGGAAAGAUGGGGAAUCAAAGUCGAAAGAGUUGAAAUAAAAGAUGUUCGUCUUCCGAUACAGCUACAACGUGCGAUGGCUGCUGAAGCGGAAGCGACUCGUGAAGCAAGAGCUAAGGUGAUCGCAGCGGAAGGUGAACAAAAGGCAUCGCAUUCACUUCAAGAGGCAGCAUUGACUAUAUCAGAGUCACCCGCAGCACUGCAAUUACGCUAUCUGCAAACACUCAGUAGUGUCGCUGCCGAAAAAAAUUCGACGAUAAUUUUUCCACUGCCGAUGGAACUUAUUCGACAUUUUAUCAGUUGA